AGUGUGACGAGUCGAACGCGUUCGUUUGCACGAGCACAAAUCUCACAGUUUGAGCUAACAACACGACGAGCAUCGGCGAAGCUAGCCGGCUGCUAACGAGCGCCUCCGCCGCUGAAACGCUCCCGACGUGUUUAUAUCCUGGUGCCGUUAGCAUUGAAGCUAACACUAUGAUACAGGGUUCUUGUUUAACAGUCGCUCGACACGAGCAGAGGAGUUUACACCAAACUCCAUUAACGGAUCUGUUGAUUCAGGUGUAAUCCGUUUACAGGAAACCCGAUCAGCUAGGACGACUUCGAUCUAAAGUGACUUGAAUCCGUUUAGUAAUUCGGGUUCAUUGUGAUAAACAGUGGGAUUGUGUCUGUCUGGGUCUGACAUGUCGGCCGACAACAAGAUCGCCGAGCUGCUCACCGAGCUGCACCAGCUCAUCAAACAGACCCAGGAGGAGAGAUCCCGCAGCGAACACAACCUGCUCAACAUCCAGAAGACACACGAGCGGAUGCAGACGGAAAACAAAACGUCUCCGUACUACCGCACCAAGCUCAGGGGCCUGUACACGACGGCCAAGGCCGAUGCGGAGGCCGAGUGUAGCAUCCUGCGUCACGCGCUGGAUAAAAUAGCAGAAAUCAAGUCCCUGUUGGAGGAGCGGAGGAUAGCUGCCAAGAUGGCAGGAGUGUACAGCGACAGCGAUCCGCCCAGGAAGACGAUGAGGCGCGGCGUCCUGAUGACACUCCUCCAGCAGUCGGCCAUGACGCUUCCUCUGUGGAUCGGGAAGCCUGGGGAGAGCCCGCCCCCACUGUGUGGCGCCACUCCGGCCAGCGGCGACUACGUGGCCAAACAGGGCGACAAAGUGGCAGCGAGGGUGAAAGCUGUGGACGGAGACGAGCAGUGGAUCCUGGCCGAGGUCGUCAGUUACAACCACUCCACCAACAAAUAUGAAGUGGACGACAUCGAUGAAGAGGGGAAAGAGCGGCACACUCUGAGCAGACGGAGGAUCAUCCCUCUGCCUCAGUGGAAGGCGAACCCAGAGACGGACCCCGAGGCCCUGUUCAGCAAGGACCAGCUGGUUCUGGCCCUCUACCCCCAGACCACCUGCUUCUACCGGGCCCUCAUCCACACGCCUCCACACAGGCCUCAGGAUGACUACUCGGUGCUGUUCGAGGACACGUCGUACGCCGACGGAUACUCGCCUCCUCUGAACGUGGCUCAGCGAUACGUGGUCGCCUGCAAAGAGAACAAGAAGAAGUGACGAGCGACCGGACGUGAAGAACCUGAACCUGAAACGCAGAAAGACUCUGAUGAAGCUCCUUCGAUCUCGAUCAGAAACGCUUCUAAUUUCACUUUUUAUACCAGAGGACGUUUGGAGCUGGUCCAGAAUUCAUCACUGGAUCAUCUGUGAAAGACCAUGACAGUUCUGUGAAGACGAUUCUAUACUGUCGAUAUUUGUAUGAAGUGUGGAACUGGAACAAGACGACUCAUUUUGUUUCCUGUCAGUGAAGUUGGACAUUAGUGCAGUGUCUGGUGGUCGGUGGAGGAACUGUGCCCUUCAAAAAAAUCUGUAAAUAUCAGAUGCUGUUGAAACUGUUCAGUGAUAAAUGUGUGUAACAGAAACUUAAAGAUCAAA
Scophthalmus maximus (turbot) is the source of this 1621-nucleotide messenger RNA. It is a transcript of the gene sgf29, whose product is annotated as SAGA complex associated factor 29. The record is from RefSeq and is a predicted model, not a curated record. Lineage: Eukaryota; Metazoa; Chordata; Actinopteri; Pleuronectiformes; Scophthalmidae. Gene Ontology annotation, cellular component: SAGA complex. The coding region runs from base 374 to 1246 and encodes 290 amino acids. The transcript has 10 exons.